AUGCUCUGGAAAUCCCGAACCAAGACCGGCGGCCCGCAGGACCGCGCAGACGGACUAAGCGGCUCCUCGCCGAGUGGGCGCCUCUCCCAGCUGUCCUCCCUGAACCAGGCCGCCUACUCCUCGGCUCCCCCGCUCUGCCACACUCCGGCCUCCGACUUCCAGCCUCCGUACUUCCCUCCCCCGUACCCCCAGUCUUCUCUGCCAUACUCCCAGAGCCAGGACACGUAUUCCCACCUGUCAGACCCUUACCCCUCCAUCAACUCCAUCCAUCAGCAUCAGCAAGCAUGGCACUCGCAGAGGUCGCGCUCCGACGAGGGGGGGCUCCUGUCACAGUCUCACCGGGCUCUGAGCCUCGACCCCCGGCGGGAGUAUCCAGCUGUCCCUCGGCUCCUCCACGGUCUCGGGGAAGGGGCUGCAGCUCUCGGGGACGGUCCUCUCGGGAUGCACCUGGGACAUCACGGCCUGGAAGAUCUUCAGGGAAUGGAGGAAGGAUCAGCCUUGGGCAUCCUCGACCACUCUGUCAUUAAAAAAGUUCCUAUCCCGUCUAAGCUCAACGGUUCAUCCAUGUCGGCCUUGUCCUUAGGCAAGGAGGGUCUGGGUAUGGGGGCCGUGUCCAACCCAGCUGAGGUUUUCUGUUCGGUCCCGGGUCGCCUCUCGCUGCUCAGCUCCACCUCUAAGUACAAGGUCACGGUCGGGGAGGUGCAGCGACGCCUCUCCCCGCCUGAGUGCCUCAACGCUUCUCUGCUAGGUGGAGUCCUCCGCAGGGCGAAGUCAAAGAAUGGUGGCCGCUGUCUGAGAGAGCGUCUGGAGAAGAUUGGCCUCAACCUGCCCGCCGGGCGACGCAAGGCAGCCAACGUCACUCUGCUAACAUCUCUAGUGGAGGGUGAGGCUGUCCAUCUGGCGCGGGACUUCGGUUAUGUGUGCGAGACAGAGUUUCCAGCCAGAGCCACCGCCGAGUAUCUGUGCAGGCAGAGUGAGCCCGACCAGCUCCCCACACGACGCAGCAUGCUGCUCGCCACCAAGGAGAUCUGUAAGGAGUUCGUGGACCUGAUGUCCCAGGACCGCUCUCCGUUGGGCGGCAGUCGACCCACCCCUUGCCUGGAGCCCGGCGUCCAGGGAAGCCUCACCCACUUCAGCCUGCUCACCCACGGCUUCGGCACUCCUGCCAUCUGCGCCGCGCUCUCCGCUUUCCAGAGCUACCUGAUGGAGGCAAUUAAAAUGCUGGAUAAAGGAGAGGGAGGAGGGAAGAGCCACCACGACAAGGAGAUGAAGCACCGCAAAUAA
Molecule: messenger RNA, 1284 nt
Organism: Scomber japonicus (chub mackerel)
Lineage: Eukaryota; Metazoa; Chordata; Actinopteri; Scombriformes; Scombridae
Gene: tfap2e
Product: transcription factor AP-2 epsilon
Exons: 7
Coding region: 1-1284 (427 amino acids)
Biological process (GO): regulation of cell population proliferation; anatomical structure development; regulation of transcription by RNA polymerase II
Cellular component (GO): nucleus
Molecular function (GO): DNA-binding transcription factor activity, RNA polymerase II-specific; RNA polymerase II transcription regulatory region sequence-specific DNA binding
Source: RefSeq, a predicted model, not a curated record